Oenanthe melanoleuca is the source of this 5418-nucleotide messenger RNA. RefSeq names its product adrenoceptor alpha 1D (gene ADRA1D). The record is from RefSeq and is a predicted model, not a curated record. Gene Ontology annotation, molecular function: alpha1-adrenergic receptor activity. Gene Ontology annotation, biological process: adenylate cyclase-activating adrenergic receptor signaling pathway; positive regulation of cytosolic calcium ion concentration; cell-cell signaling. The transcript is spliced from 2 exons. Bases 287 to 1822 code for a protein of 511 amino acids. NCBI's taxonomy places the organism in Eukaryota, Metazoa, Chordata, Aves, Passeriformes, Muscicapidae. Gene Ontology annotation, cellular component: membrane.
CGGGGGGCAGCGCGGACGGACGGCGUGAAGCGGGCGGGGGGCUCCGGGCAGCGCGUCCUGCCCUCCCUCCCUCUCUCUAUCCCUCCCUCUCUCUCCCCAUCCUCCCUCCCUCUCUCUCCCCAUCCCUCUCUCCCCAUCCCUGUCUCCCUGCAUCCCUCACCCCGGCCCGCGGAGCGCGGUGCGGAGCGCGUCUUGGCGGGGGCUGCCGGCCGGGGAUGAUGCCGGGGGAGCUGCGCCUCGGCACCGCUUUCUGCUCGCCCUCAAUGGAGCCCGGACUUUUUCUACAAUGACUUUCCCCGAGCUGAGCAAUGGCAGCUUGAGUGGGAACCGGACGGGACAAGGCAGCCAGAGCGCUGCCAACCGGUCCUGGGGGCUGCAAGGGGAGGAGACCGCCGAGGGCAACGGCACCACGCUGACUUUCGCCUUGGAUGUGCAGGCGGUGGGCGUGGGGGUCUUCCUGGCCGUGUUCAUCCUCUCGGCCAUCGUGGGGAACAUCCUGGUCAUCCUGUCGGUGGCUUGCAACAGGCACCUGCAGACGGUCACCAACUACUUCAUCGUCAACCUGGCCAUCGCCGACCUGCUGCUCAGCACCACCGUGCUGCCCUUCUCGGCCACGCUGGAGGUGCUGGGCUUCUGGGUGUUCGGGCGCAUCUUCUGCAACAUCUGGGCAGCGGUGGACGUGCUGUGCUGCUCUGCCUCCAUCAUGAGCCUGUGCAUCAUCUCCGUGGACAGGUACAUCGGCGUCAAGUACUCCCUCAAGUACCCCACCAUCAUGACCGAGAGGAAGGCGGGGGUCAUCCUGGUGGUGGUCUGGCUCUCCUCCAUGGUCAUCUCCAUCGGGCCGCUGCUGGGCUGGAAGGAGCCGCCGCCGCCGGACGAGAGCAUCUGCAGCAUCACGGAGGAGCCGGGCUAUGCCCUCUUCUCCUCCCUCUUCUCCUUCUACCUGCCCCUCAUGGUCAUCCUGGUGAUGUACUUCAGGAUUUACGUGGUGGCCAGGCGCACCACGCGCAGCCUGGAGGCCGGGGUCAAGAAGGAGAGGAACAAGUCGAUGGAGGUGGUGCUGCGCAUCCACUGCCGCAGCGUGCUGGAGGAGCCGCUCGCCAGCGCCCGCAGCAAGGGCCACAACUUCAGGAGCUCCCUCUCCGUGCGGCUCCUCAAGUUCUCCCGGGAGAAAAAAGCAGCCAAGACUCUCGCCAUCGUCGUGGGUGUUUUCAUCCUCUGCUGGUUCCCCUUCUUCUUCAUCCUGCCUUUUGGCUCUUUCUUCCCGUCCCUCAAGCCCUCGGAAAUCGUCUUCAAGAUCAUCUUCUGGCUGGGCUACUUCAACAGCUGCGUGAACCCCAUCAUCUACCCGUGCUCCAGCAAGGAGUUCAAGCGCGCCUUCAUCCGCCUGCUCAGGUGCCAGUGCCGCCGGCGGCGCCGGCCCCUCUGGAGGGUCUACGAGCACCACUGGAGAGGGGCCUCCAUCAACAGCUCCGUGCAGGACUCUGACUCCGACCUACGGCCCAGGAUUAACACCCUCAACAGCUCCUUCAUCUUCAACUCCUCCUUCCAGGAGAGAGCCGGCAAGAGGCGAACGCUCAGCUUCAAGGGCUGGAAAAUGCUCUCGCCCUUCCAGAAACCAGCGUCCACCCAGCUGAAGGAGAAGAUGAACAGCCUUUCUAACAAAAUCAGGGGUGGCUCCAGCAAAGGGGGGGUGACAGCCACCUACAAGACAGAGGUGGAGUCUGUCUCCAUCGGGAUCCCUCAUGAUUUCACAGAAACCAUCGACUACCAGACCCAUGACUUAACAGACUGCUGUGGGCUGAGAGAAACAGAUAUUUGAAGCCUCUGGGGCAGCUGUUGGUGGUUUCUUUAGAGGCAUCCAGCAGAAACAUGGAGGGAUACCAGCUGUGGGUCUGUCAGGCGGGCUGGAAGCAGCAAUCAGGUAUUAAAUGCAGCUGCCCAAAGGUUAUCCAAGCAUCCCCCACGUGGAGCUCAGCCCCUUCUGCGGGAUUUUGGGUUCCUCGAAUUAGAGCUGAUGGCAUGUCCCAUUCUAACAACCCACAGCAGGAGGAGAAGGUGUGGAUGUGACCUUAGGGCAAGAGCUGUCUCCUCUGGUGGAUGGCUGUCUUUGGCUUUGGAAGAAGCUGUGCAAUUAAGGGAAACCAGGAUGUCUCCUUUGCCUUAAAAACACCACAGUGAAAUCUAGUGGAAAGAUUGAAUCCCAAAAGUUGCCAACCCUGCCUUAGUACAUGUGGUCAUGUUUCCAUCCAGAGGCAGCAUCCAGGAAGGACACUGCCAAGCAGUGAUCCAUCAUGGGGGUGGGUUGGGAGCUUGUAGGUCCUGGCAAUAUCCAGGAUAUCCAGACGAGGCCUUGGCUUUGGAGGGAGAGCAGAGUGGGGCAUUCCCAAGCAAGGUGGGGGGAUCCCAGCUCUCAGCCAUCAUCUCUGCAGUGGCCACAACCUUGGCCCUUCCACAUCACCUGGUUUUAGGCCAGAGGAGUAUUCCAGAUGUGUGCACUGCUGCCAAGGGGUGUGCAGGUCUCUCUCCUCUAAUUCCACCCUGUGAAGCAUUUUGCAUUUCACUUUCCAGUGAAACACUUGCAACCCACCUUGCUUUAGUGAACAUCCAUCUGUGACACACAGAGAAACCAGCUCCUUUUGGUGUCAGUCAUCCCCAAACUUUCCUGUCCCCUUCUUUGCUCUCGUUGUUUUUCUCAAUAAAAAAGCAGGAUAAAAAUGCAUCCCAGGGGCUUCACUCAGGACUACAGAAAAUGGCCUCAAGUUGUGCCAGGGAAGAUUUAAGCUGGAUAUUAGGAAGAAUUUCUUCAGUCAAAGGGUGCACCAGGCUUCCCAGGGCAGUAGUGGAGUCACCAUCCCUGGAAGUGCCCAAAAGAGACGUGAAUGUGGCACUUGAGGAGAUGGUUUAAUGGUGGGUGGGGUGGUGCUGGGUUAAUGGUUGGAUUCCAUGAUCCAAGAGGUCUUUUCCAGCCUUUAUGAUUCUGUGAUGUGGCUGUGGCUCAGGAAAGAUGGGUGGCUGAUUUGGAAGUUUGCAUUUCCACUGCCCACAGAGUCCAGGCUGAAGUGGAGCUGAGGUGCAGUUGGAGCUCCCUCAAGCAGAGGGAUCUUCUCCCAGUCAGGGUCACACUCAUGAUCCUUCUCCCAAGGGACUUCCCACAUGCUUGAUGCAUCAAACUUUUGGUGGCAGCCAACAAUUGCCUUGGUUGUGUCAAAAGUAAUGACAAUUCAAGUGGGAUUUUUCCCUGCUCUCAGUUCCAGAGUGUGAGCAUCCCUCUGGAGGGGACCACAGCUUCCUCCUGGAAACUCAAGGAGCUGAAGCCAUGGCAGACCCACCUUGAGCAGGCAGCUCAGGAAAUGGUCACUGGGUUGAAAAUUCAGAGUGGUUUAGUCAGAUUUCAGAUAAUGAGCCCCAAGGAGCGACCACCAGGUUAAGCCAUGAGCAGGAGACACGUAGGUGAUGAGGCAGAGGAUGGAUCUGAGGUGAAGUUCCUCAGGCCAGGAAUUAAUGAACAGGAAUGUGAAGUCCUGAGGGGUGGAAACGUGGCACUGAAGGUGUGCUGGGUGGAAACUGCUCCUCCAACCCAUGAGGAGCCUUUCAUGGAAGUGCCUGCAGCACAUCCAGCUCAUCCCUCUAAGGGUGAUGCCAAAGGAGGACGAAAGGCUCUCCAGCAAGGAGAAUUUCACCUUUCUUUCUGAUGUUCUGAUUUCCUUUAAAGGAAAACAAAACAGGAGGGAAGUUGGACUUUUUAAAUUUUUUUACUCUUUUGUGCAGUGAUUGAGACAAGAUACCUGGAGUUGGCCCUGUCUCAACACCCUUUACUUGAUGCAGGACAAACUGGACCAAUUAUUGAACAAAUACCAGCAGAUUUUGUCCAGAUAUUUUCCUCCCAGCAGCAAAUCCCAGCACUUACACUGAACUCAGACUCACACCCACCUCAUGUUCUCCAGCAUCUGCAAAACCAGCCUGAGGUUGGCAGCUCUGCCCUUCCAAAGCAGGAAUUUCCCAACACCCCAGGGGAAUACAUUUUUUUUCCCCUGUUUAUUUGGCUUUGAAGGGAAGUGAGACCUUACAGUGAUGGUGGGGUGACACAAAAAAAUGACAGCUAAAGUCAUUUUGUAGUGUGAGGACUGCAGCUGCCACUGGUUUCCUGGGUGUUUUUUGGGAUGGGAGGCACUGGGGAGGUGGCAGAGAAGUCCAUGAGGGCAUCCCUGAGCAGACAGACAGACAGACACACCCACUUCACUGAGUUUAUAUAAAUCUGUCAUUCCCAAAAUACCAGGCAUUCUCCUACAAAUGGGCAAACAUCCCUCUAUAAAUGAAGAUUUAACAAAUGCUGGCAAGCAGUGCAUUCCCAUAAAUGAGCUGGUAUUACUGCUUAUACUUCUCCCUGAUCUUUUUAAUAUAGUUUGGGUUUUUUUCCCAAGUAUUGAAAUAUUUAUAUUUACAGCCUCCAGCCCCCUUGAAAGCUUUUUGAGAAGGAAAAAAGGAUUAGUCUGGAGGUUUGCUGUCUCUCCAUCUCAAGUCUUUACAGACCUCCAAGGGAGAAAAUAAAGUCUGUUUAACCACACACACACACAUGAAUGCCCAAAUUCUGGCUGUGUUUGAUCUGGCCCCAAGAGAUGCCCUGGAAGGUGCUGUAGGAAAGCCUUGAGCUCUGCUGUGCUGCAUUCAGGCAAAAUGCUUGGUUUUCACCCUGCUUUCAUUUGGCAUCUUGACCAGAACAGAGCCAGGACUGAACUCAGCUUCUCGUGCAGAGCUUCACUUAGGGGAGACAGGGCUGGCUUUGCUGGCAGGGAGGGAGGAAAAUCCUGUAUGAAAUAUGACCUGAGUGUCUGAAAUUGAGCAUUUCUCCUUGAAUCCCUUCAUUUCCAAACUCUCCCAAGUUUGGAAAAAGGGGCUCAGACUUUCAGGAGGUAAAAUUCAGUCCAAUCCCAUGGAUUUCCCUGGAUCCACAGGGGUGUGAGCAGCUGAGGGAACAACCCUGUUCCAGCAGAUUUUCCAGCCAUUUCCCAAAGCCCCUGCACCUCAGUUAUCCAUCAGGUCCCACCUCAUGCCACAAUUGCAUUGUCAGACCUUGCUGCUUCAAGGAACCAAGAGUUGAGGGUGGAAAAUGAGUUUUUGUGUCACUGGGCUCUCCCAAGUCCAGGAGGGAAGGAAGGUCCCUGCCAGCCUGAGCUGGGCUGCAGCUGGGUUGCAUUACUAUUGUUUACAGUGUGUAUAUAAGUGUACAUUUUCUUUAGCAGAACAUUGGAAUUUUUUUAUGCAUAGAUUUUUAUUUUUCAUCCCCAGAUGUAUUUAUUAGCCGGAGUAUUCCUGUUUUGUGUUUCAGGUUCUGCCAGAUUGAUGUAAGCUCUAUGAAACAGAAUGCACAUAUUUUUGUUUGUUUGUACCAAAUACAUGCACAAACCUGUCUAAAAU